Messenger RNA from Microplitis demolitor, 3509 nucleotides. RefSeq lists its product as uncharacterized. Gene Ontology annotation, biological process: microtubule cytoskeleton organization. NCBI's taxonomy places the organism in Eukaryota, Metazoa, Arthropoda, Insecta, Hymenoptera, Braconidae. The transcript has 8 exons. The record is from RefSeq and is a predicted model, not a curated record. Bases 37 to 2358 code for a protein of 773 amino acids. Gene Ontology annotation, cellular component: axoneme; ciliary basal body.
AAAUUUUUUAAAAUAUAUUGAGAAACAAGAUUUAAAAUGACGGCAUGUUGCCGUUUCUCCGAUCUCAAAAGUUCUGUUUACAAUCAAAACGGAGAAGGUUACUUUGAACAAUUGUCGGCAUACAAUCACAUGUCUGCACAUUUACGUCGUGUACUUUUAGCUAAAAGUAGAGUUGACAGUAAAAAUAAAAAUUAUUUAUCAAAAAAAAGAAGUAUGUCCGCUGGUAGAGUAAGAACAGAUAAAACUCCGUCACAAGAAUUUAUUGAUCGGGUUGCUUAUGAUACUGAACAUCAUCCACUGGAUGUGUUGAGGAUGGGCCUCAAUGUAACCGAUUACAACAGAUCCCAAGUUAUUGAUUUCCCGAAAACGCGUUUGAAUUCAAGCAGGCGACCGAUUGAAAGCGAACGAGGCCGCGUGUGCUCGAGAUCAAGGUCGAGAUACACAUCCGGUUUGUCAUUUCAUUCGGCAAGUCCUGGCUCGUUUGCUAAAAAGAAUUUAAAAGCUCGCGAUAAGCAUGACGGGGAAUUAGACGAAGAAAAUAAUGACGAUGAAGAAGAAAUAGAAGUUUGCUAUGGUGGAAAAUGUAAUGAAUACAGCGGUAAUUCAAGUGUACGUUCAUCUCCGAGGUCAGCUAAAAGUAAAGGUGAAAAUGAUCGAGUCGGUUCAGCGUAUGGAUCGAGUUUUGAAUCACCCUCGGAGGGUUCUCACUCUCGGCAUGAUUCCGCAGCCUCCAAGGACUCGGCUUCGAGCCGCAGUAACGAGAGUUCAUUAAUGAGUACUCGUAAAACCAGAGAGAAUCCUGAUUGUAUGUUCGUUAGCACAUCCGAUGAAACGAAGUACUCGAAAUUUUUGUACGAUAUUACUCAAGAGAUUGUUCAGAAUGGUUAUUACAAAGAUGAAGAGCUGAGAAAAGUAUUUCAGAAACAUAUUAAAAGAAAUUCUAGUAUACUUGAUAAGAAUAAAAUGAUGUAUGAAUUGUACCAAUUAAAAUUGUCAUUAAAUAUAAUUGAUCAAGAAGACGAAGACGAAGAAGAGACAAUUGAAAAAUUUAUAAAAUCUAAAAAAUAUUCAUCAGCAUCACCAUUGAAACCUCCAACUCCUCCGAAAAUUCUUGACGAAAACAAAGUGACGGACAAAUUGAUGAAUCCAGAAGAACUGAAAGAAACUUACAGCAAAUCACCUCACAGCGGCAGGAAUACUGUCGUGCUCGUCGACGCAAAUCCCGAGUUAUUAAUCACCGAGAGAGACGUCCUUGCAACACUCAUGGAGAUGAAUAUUGAUCCCGAUCAAGCGCACAGAGCCUGCAAGCGGCUGCUGAAGAGGAGUAAAGAUUUGCAUACAUUACAGAUGGUAAAAGAAAGAACGCUCGGCCAGGUGCACGCAGGGAGAAAGGACACGGGGAUAUCUCCUAUUGCUUCAGCGACCAGACCCGAAGGAUCUCGUAGCCAAGUCGGUCAUUCGCAUCAUUAUCAUCAGCAACAGUAUCAUCAGUAUCAGCAUCAGCAGCUCCAACGGCAGUAUGAUAUUACUUAUACUGGAACAUCAAAGAAAGAUUUCAAUAGAAGCAAAAUUCAAUUGUUAACUUGUCCAGACUACGCUUUGAAGGCCCAUCCUUCUAUGACUCAUCCUCCUCAAUGUUCUUCUGUGAAAAAUACUUUUUAUACAGUACAGAAUGAUUGCAUUCAGAAAAAAACUAUAGAAUGUAUUUGUAACUCAAGACUCAGAGCCAAGUCACCUUGCGAAAUUUUAUCCGGCUACUCGGCUAAAAAAAAACAGGCGGAAAAAAUAGUAAAUGAAAAUAAAUUAAAUCGUAAUAAAUGUUAUUGUCCGAAAAAAAAAUUGAAGGAUAGUAAAAAUAAAAUAGAAUGUGAUAAAAAAAAAUCCGAAGAUAAAAUAAAAGUUUCAAAUAAAGAAAUUGAUGAUGAAAUGUCUAGAGAAUCAGAGCUACGAGAAUCCAAAUCAAUAGAAUUAAAUCAAGUGUCAGAAAAAUUAGAAUUAUUUGCCGGGGAAUCGGUUGAUAAAAAAAAAUCCGAGGAAAGUGGGACAGAAGACUCAAGUGCGUCACAAGUAACUCGACUUUCGUUUCCUGCUGUUAGAGAUACAGAGGACCGAGACGUCACACCCCGACUUUCUCUUGACAUAAAAAAAAGUCAAGCUGAAGAAAUGAAAAGUUCCGUUACCGCUGACGAAUCUACAAGCCAUGAAUUACAAUUGCGAAUGUCACAUAGCGACUUAAGUAAUUUGAGCAAUAAAGACGAUACUGACGAGUCUAUCGCCGAGUUUUAUUCCGACGAUGAUUCUUCCGUAAAGUCCGAGGUCAAAGAUGACGAAAAAGAAGUUGAUGUAAAUUACAGAUAACCCCCAACUUAAUAUUUACUAUCUACCAUAAACACAAAAACUUAUUUAUUAUUCAUAAUCAUUUUUUUAUAAACUUAUCACGUGCAGAUAAAUCUAGACUCUCAAUUUUUCCACGAUGACUCGCACGAAUUUUUGUUGCACAAGGAAGCGCCGAGACCUGAGUCACCAAAAGCCUCUAGAAAAAGACAAGUAAUUUAAAUUUGAAAUUAAUCACUCGUAAUUAAAAUCAGCAAAAAUAUAAAAAAUUAUUAUUUCAGUUGCAUUCCUCCGACUCAGAGCAUCAGCCAAAGCGAACACACACUCAGGAAAAAAUUAUCGCCAGACCCGAUUUCCAUCCCGCGAACUGCGCAGCAGUGUGUCCCAAUUUACCCCAAAAGAAAUUACGCGACAUGUUGCUAUGCAACUCAUGCGAGCAGUCUGUAAAAAAAAUGUAUUAUUAAGUAGAAAAUAAAUAGUCUGCAGUUUUUAAAAUUAAUUGACAGAAAUAAUGAAGAUUAAUUUUUACGACUAUUUAUUUUAUUGAUAAAAUAUUUCGUUACAUUACGCAGUGCUCUGGAUAUAAGCUUCUAUCACCAUCAAUCAGUACUAUUUGUUUUUAAUAUUAAUCACUAUUAUUAAUUAUUUUAAUAACUAUAAUUAUUUUUAAUUACUUAGUCUGUUUAUUGAGUCCUUUAAAAAUCAAUGUCGGGAUCAAUAAACAAUAAAAUAUAUUGUGAAAAAAUAUAGUGUAUCAACAUGCGUGUGUAUAACCAGUAUACGCACCCAAACUGUACAUGAUCCAAAUAUAUAUUUAUAUAUCUAUAUAUAUGUAUAUAAUUUAUACAUGGAUUCAUAUAUAUAUUGAUUAUAAUUAUAGGUAUUAGUAUGUUAAUUACUUGAUAGUUUUUGUGUACUAGAUCUAUAGUUACAGAAUUAUACAAUCAAGUGAUAGAGAUCAAUUAAUUUUUUUUUUCUUUUUUUUUGUAGAAAUGUGAGACGUCUACAAUUUUUUGCCUUGUAAUAAAUAAUCAAUAAUCAUUGAUUGAUUAUAAAUCAUCGAUAGUUAUUGUAUAUAUAUAUAAAAUAUACAUUUAUAUGUGUAUUUAUAAAUAUUCACAUAGAUGUGAAUAUUUUACGUACAACCAAUAAUACGCGUUAGUAUUUUUUUCCCA